AUAGCUCCUGAGCGGUGGCCCGUCAUACUCGGUGGGGAGAGGUUCACGCUGCUCCUCGCCUGCUUGGUGGCGGAUGCAGUCUGGCUCGGGGGUCCCGCAUCGAACAUGCCCCGCCAGCCCUGGCUACCAUUUCGGAGGGGAUGCCCCAGGCUGCGAUUCUGGGACUAGCCGGCUGCCGGCAGGGAGGCGGCUGCAGCUACGGAGCCAAGAGAUGAAGCAGAUCCCAGAGCCAACUCCGCAGCCGCAACUCCAGCUUUGUUCGUGGGUCCGGGAUGCAGCGGCCUCCAGUCACCCCAUGGACGCACCGGGUCCGCCUCGCCACCGCAGCGUGGCCCUGGCUUCCCGGAUCUGCGAGAUUCCCGCCAGGGCCGGGCCUGUCUGGCUGCGAGGAGGAAGGCGUGGCCCUGGUGGGGAAGGGGCAGGGCUGCGGCUCUGGCCACAGGGCAGGGGCAGAGAAACGACGCCAGUGUCAUCCGGGCGCCCAGCUCCCUUCCCGCCUCAGCCAGAAGACCCCGGAACCACUUGCGGCUGAGGGCCCACAGAGCCCUGGAAGUCGGGGGCGGGGGCGCCCUGGGAAGCGAGGCGGCCAGGCUCCACGCCGGCAGGACUCAGAUUUCAUCGCUGGUUUUGAAAUUGUGCUCGCGGAGCCCGGGACGCUGGGAGAAGCGUUCUGCGCCCCUCCGGUCGUGGUCUGCGCAUUAAACCGACUUCCAGUGCUGCCUCUGUUCCCUGCACUGGAGGGCACCGACGUCCCAUGAAGUCGCAGAUCCGCAGCCUCCCGCCCUCCUUGCUACGGAUGCCGGAGGGGACCCCGCCUCGCUGCGCUGCCCCCUGGAGGCUCAGGCGUCCGUUGCAGGCGGGAGCGGCGGCUGCGAGGCUUCCAGGAGCCCAGGCCUAGCCACUGAUGAAGAAGCACUGGUGGCUUCGAGGUCGCGGCUUCCAGAAAUCCGGUUAUAGAGCGGAGCUGGGGGUCAGGUUCCAAAGGGACAGUGCCCCGUCGUACUCACCACCCAACCCGCCGCUUCCGAAGCCACAAGCCUAGGGUGAAGCUGUUGGGUGGACUCAGCGGAUGAGGGGCAGCGAGGGAGUUUGGGACCACAGGAGUUCAAGACCAGGCUGGACAACAUGGCGAAACCUCAUCUCUACUAAAAAUACCCAAAAAAUUAGUUGGGCGUGGUGACGGACACCUGUAAUCCCAGCUACUGGGAAAGCUAAGGCACAAGAAUCAAGUUCAAGACCUGGGAGGCAGAGGUUGCAGUGAGCCAAGAUCACGCCAUGGCACUCCAGCCUGGGCAACAAGAGCAAAACUCUGUCUCAAAAAAAAAAAAAAAAAAAAAUUGUCAGCCCAGAGGCAGCUGCCAUUCAGAAGCAGGCUUAAGUCAAGUCCUCGAGACUAGAAAGCAUGAAGCAGGGGAGGCGUUUUGAACGCUUAUGAACAAAAGACCAUGGGCAUGGAUGGUUGAGUCCAGGGAUCAGCAUCUUAAUUUGUUGAGAAGGAGGCUGUGCUGAGCUGCCAGUUAUUAAUGGGUUUAAUUGGUUGAUACACAGUCCUACUAAUGGCGUAACCAGUAGCUCAGGGCCUGGGAGGAUCCGCAGGACAUGUCAGAAUUUGAUUGCAUUUCCUUCCACUUGGCAUAAGGAGACACCAUCAGCCGGAUUCGGUCACGGUGGGAUGGAGCCCACUGAGGUGGGAGCACUGAGCUGAUCACGCCACCAGUCAUAGAGUAGGGGCCUUUCCUGCCCCUUUAACCGCAGCUAACAUCAAAAGCACUGGCAUGGGAUGUCUAUCUGAGCUGAAACCCGUUUGUCUUUGUCUGCAAUUAAGAUUCUUCUGGGUUGAUUUUGCCAGUUCAUUAUCCAGCUCUCUGGAAUCAGGCCUCCCAAAUUUAUCAGGGCUGGGGAGGACCUGAGGGAAUGGCCUAUAAGGGCUGGCCAGUGAAACUGCUCUUUCCUUUCUGUUCUAAGGGUGUGAUGGUGUUUAAGGACUGUGGGGCUAUGGUCCAGGAGCACCUCACAUGUGCAAAGAUGGAGAAAGCACUCACCUACACAUUUAGGCUCAGAACAUUGAUUGAAACAUUUUAAAUAAUCAAAAAUAAAAUGUUAUUUUUAAAGUUU
Callithrix jacchus (white-tufted-ear marmoset) is the source of this 2115-nucleotide messenger RNA. NCBI's taxonomy places the organism in Eukaryota, Metazoa, Chordata, Mammalia, Primates, Cebidae. The record is from RefSeq and is a predicted model, not a curated record.